This is a messenger RNA of Xyrichtys novacula (pearly razorfish), 345 nucleotides long. The record is from the annotation of a GenBank genome assembly. Lineage: Eukaryota; Metazoa; Chordata; Actinopteri; Labriformes; Labridae.
AUGAGGAGAUACUUCACCUGCAGCAAGGCCUUGGAAAUGGUUAUGCAGCCUGACUCUUCCAUCAAGCUGCAGGAUUCAUCGGACUCUCUUCCUGACACAAUCACCUCAGAGUCAGAUCCUGAUUGUGUUAGCGUUCCCAUCAUCCUCUACCAUCUUCCACUAAGGAUUCCAUACAGAAGAACCUGGAUCUGGGUGGGUUGGGAAGAAUCGCCAAAUGUGGUUUCCCACCUACACAUAGACCUCACUCUUCAACCAGGUGGACAGAGGGUGGACACCAGGACCAGCACACUAUGCUAUUGUGUAGGGUCCACAACCUGGGAUCUGCCUUCAACUUGUUUUUCAUGA